Molecule: messenger RNA, 2307 nt
Organism: Vicia villosa (hairy vetch)
Lineage: Eukaryota; Viridiplantae; Streptophyta; Magnoliopsida; Fabales; Fabaceae
Product: probable receptor-like protein kinase At1g11050
Exons: 8
Coding region: 512-883 (123 amino acids)
Biological process (GO): protein phosphorylation
Molecular function (GO): ATP binding; protein kinase activity
Source: RefSeq, a predicted model, not a curated record
UUCUUCAAAUUCGUUCAUCUUGUUCUUUCUCCCAAUUUCCCAAUUCUUUCUCCCAACUUCCCAAUCGAAGAAAUCAAUUUGAAACCCUAAAUCCUUAAAUUUCUCCACUGCGAUGUCGCUCUCCUACUCCAACUUCUUCCUCGAUGAUAUCUCUAUACAACGAGGAAACCUCCAACAUCUUAUCCGGAGAUUUGCCGGCGGAAAGCUUCUCUGAUGUCGAUUUGUCUCCGCCGUCGGAGGAAGCGUUCGAGCGGCCGAAAUCUACGGGCUUAAUGUACUUGCAGAAAGUAUCCAGGACGAUUCAGAAAUCAUCAGUCGUUAUCUUGUGCUUGUAAGGGAUCCAAUAAUUCCAACAGCCAAUAAGCCUUUUAAGACAAGCAUUGUGUUUACACUGGAUCAAGGUCUUAGGGUUGAUAAGAUAUAGGCUGAUAUUUGUGACUUGACCCUUUAUUCCAGCUCAAUGGAAGUCUGGUCAUUAUUGCUGAAAACGUUAUAGACUCAAUGAAGAUUGAUGAGAACAGUGAAUCCAUACUACAUCAUGGGCAAAGAGCUAAUGGAAUUGAAAACUGGUUAUUUCAGUUUGAGACAACUAAAAAUUGCAACCAAUAACUUUGAUCAUCAAAAUAAGAUUGGUGAAGGAGGAUUCGGACCCGUUUACAAGGGGAUAAUGCCAGAUGGUGAUGUGAUUGCUGUUAAACAACUCUCAUCUAAUAUAUAUGCCAGUCCUCCUCAAACCGCCACUAAAGAGACCCUUGAAGCUUUUUUUUCUCAGGCAAGAGAUGCUUAUUAUAGAGGAGAGACUUUGAUAGUUGAUAACAUGUUUGAUAUAGUUAAGUUGAAGCUUAAGUGGUAUGGUUCCAAAUCAGUUGUUAAGUAUCCUUGAUGCAGUAUCGGGAGGAAAUCAACUUAUGUUGAUGUUGAGCCUGUGAAUAAGUUAAUGACCACAUGGACUAAGCAGCAAGGAUAUCCUGUUGUAUCUUUUAAAGUCAAUAAUCAGAAUUUGGAGUUUGCUCAGGUACCAUUGCAUCCAACCUUUUCAUUAGUUCCUUGUCCUAGUUAUUUUCAGAGAGAAAACCCUUUUUGUGUAUUGUAACUUGGGAGCCUUGUAUGUUUAUUGGCAGUCACAAUUCUUGUCGAGUGGUGCUCAAAAGGGAAGGCCAAUGGAUUGUUCCAACAACACUAUGCUUUGGCUCUAUCCGCGUCAGUAUCUAUAUUUUCUGUGUAUUUGGCUGUGUCAGACCUUCAUAUAUCAAUCUAACGUUGCAGUGACGCACAAUUUAAAAUUGAUGCAUUGCACCGUGAACAACAUUCCGCUGAUGGGGUUAUUUCAAAUUUAGAUGCACAUCUUUGACUAGUUUGAAACUAAUUUAUAUACAGGAAGAAGUGUUGGAUAGAGCCAAAAAAGCAAAGGAAAAAGCAGCACAUGAAGCUACAGAGGCACAUCCACAGGGUCUUGUUAUUCCUUCCUACUCAUACAUUGGAAAUAAUGUUCUGAUGUUGAUUCUGCUGUUGUGAUUGCAGAUAGUCUUAGGAGAGAGAAGUCCACAAAAGGCUUUUAAAUACACAGGAACUACUUGUUUUAAUACCGGAUCCUUUUCGAUGGAUAGCACAUUUGUAGCGUACCAUCCUUGCUCUCAGGAAGUUGAAUUGUCAUCCUUGUGAACUAAAUAUGGUUCUUUUUGGUUCUCAUCCUCAAAAUAUCAGCAUGUUGAAUGUGCCUGCUUCAUGUUAUUUUAUUUAUCACAUAUAAAAUCGAUGCAAUGAAUGGAGUGGGGGAUCUGGUAUUGCUGCUUUUUGGGAGGGUUGAAGUCACUGCUAUCUUGUUUUUUUAGUAGGAAUGUACCUAGUCUAGUUGAGGAGGUAGUCUAUCUUUAAUUUAGAUAAUAUUUACAAGGCUAUUCAUGUAACAUAAUAUCCGAAACUGUUAUUUGGAUAGUGCAAUCUUCAUUGUCAUAUGCAGUUGAGUUUUAUAUGAUCCAUUUUGUGUCCUCUCUUUAACAAUAAAUCUCAAAUUCUCAUUAAUUAUCUACUAAAUUCAGAAGUGUAUUUGAUGUUUGAAGAAGAAUUUGCACUUUUGCAUUAGCAUCCUUACUUGCUUCCACUACCAACACAUCUUCUAGCCAAUGCAUGUUUACAAUAACUAGGAGUAACAUAAAUUUAAGGACAUAUUCUACAUCUUCAAUUUCUACAUAAAAAACAAGAACACAACUAAGAUUAAAUUAAGGACAUAUUCUAUAUCUUCAAUUUCUUCAGAAACAAGAACACAACUAAGAGAAUUAACUUCAUAAAUCCUAACAUUAUUGACGG